Messenger RNA from Rotaria sordida, 1407 nucleotides. Lineage: Eukaryota; Metazoa; Rotifera; Eurotatoria; Philodinida; Philodinidae. The record is from the annotation of a GenBank genome assembly.
AUGGAAGUUACUGGUGAACAGUCGCGGACCGUCGACAAUGAUAUAAAUUUCAUUAUCUCGAAUAAAGGACAACCACUUUUAGUAAUGAAUCAAUAUGUAUAUAAAUGUAAUAAAAAAACUUCCAUUAAAAAAUAUUGGACAUGUAUAGUUAAGAAUUGCAACAUAUACGUUCAUACUGAUAUAAAUAACAAUUAUUUAUUUGGUGGUAAAAGUGAACAUGGUCAUUCACCAAAUCCAGAAUUUAUUGAAGUCAAAAAAACUCGUGAACAAAUAAAACAACGUGUAAUCAAUGAACAAACACCUAUUGGAAAAAUCUAUGACGAAGAGAUGUCAAAAACUGUUAUGAAUUCGGUAGCAAUAGCCAUAUUUCCAACAAUAAAUGAAAUUUAUCAUAGUGCCGCUAAAAAUCGACGUAAAGUGAUACCACCAAUACCAGAUUCAUUCACAUUUGAUAUUCCUGAAGAAUUCAAGUCAACUAUUGAAAACAAAAGAUUUUUAUUUUUUGAUGAAUGUCGUAUAAGACGUGAACGUUUGCUGCUUUUUGCAAGUGAUGUUCAGCUGGAUUUAUUAUUCAAUUCUUCAACAAUUUACAUGGAUGGCACUUAUAAAAAAGCUCCAGAUCAUUUUACUCAGAUAUAUAUAAUUCAUGUAGUUCAUUUCGAUAUCUGUGUGCCAUGCGUGUUUGGAUUGUUGUUGAACAAAAAAGCAUCAACAUAUAAAGUGAUUUUUAAUGAAUUAAAAAAUGCUGCUUUACAAAAAGGAAGUGUUUUUUCACCAAAAGUUAUCAUGACUGAUUUCGAGCCUGGUGCGAUUUCUGCAGUAAAAGAUGAGUUUCCAGCAGCCAAACAUAUUUGUUGUUAUUUUCAUAUGUGUCAAGCUGUGUACAGGCGGAUUCAACAACUUGGAUUGCAACAACAAUAUAUGAUUGAUGAUACAUUACGUGCUUUAUGUAGAAAGUUGAUGGCUUUGCCAUUAAUGCCACAUGAUAAAAUUGUAUAUGGGUUUGAUGAAAUACGUGAAGCAGCUGAUUAUUUACCCGGUAAACCAAUGAUUCAACUGUUGCAAUAUUUUGAUAACAAUUGGAUGUCAGAUAUCAAUCUUUGGAAUGUAUUUGGGUUGGAUAGUAGAACCAACAAUGUUUGUGAAGGAUAUCACAACCGAAUGAAUUCCCGUAUUUAUCGUCAUCAUCCAAAUAUUUGGGAUUUAAUCAAUUUUAUGAAAGCUGAAGAAAAACGUGUACAAAACAUUAAACUUCAAUGGUCUUCAGGUGCAUCAAAACCAAAAAACAAACGAACAACAACAUUACAAAAUCGAAUAAACAUGUUAUAUGAUCGAUAUCGUGACUACCUCAUUACAGCAUCUGAUCUCCUCAAUGGUUUGUCUUUAUUUGUGGCAAAAAAAGUAUGA